AUGAUGAGCAGCAGCAGCACGUCCGGCAGCGUGGGGCUUGUGAGGUUCCACGAGGCCGAGUGUCGCUUCGUGCGCGUUGAGGACAACAAGCUGCAAACCAUCGUCAACUUGAGCAUGCAGGAAAUGCUGUCUGGCUCAAAAGCAAAACGCCACGCCAAGACACAGGCAAACACGCGUGUGCUGGUGAUUGCCGACAACUCUUACUCCAUGUCCGACUCAAUGAACGCGCUCAAUUCCGGCAUCUGUGACAUCUAUCGCACUUGUUGUGAGGCCAAACUUGGCGCCUUCCAUCUCGUGUAUUUCAACGACAAGCUGGAAGAAAUGGACCUUACGGAAGCGGAGGGGAUUGAUGCUGUGUGCGACAAGAUCAUGCAUGCUGGCCCGAAUGGGUGUACAGACUUUGACAUUGUCGUGGACCGCCUCGCCCGCGAAAUCGACGCUGCCAUGGAAGUUUCUACGGCAAAGCCAGACGAGCAGCACCAGCUGUAUCUCGUCGUCAUGACGGAUGGAGUGGCCAGCAUGCCGUCGGAUGACCGAUUUCAAGCUCUGUCCAGCGCGGUUGAGAAGUUCAACUCGGCAUCCAAGAUUGGCAAUGAAUGUUGUAAGUUCAUGGUGAUGGUGCUGUUGUUGGAGACUUCAAACAAGGAUGUAGGAUGA
Messenger RNA from Salpingoeca rosetta, 657 nucleotides. RefSeq lists its product as uncharacterized. NCBI's taxonomy places the organism in Eukaryota, Choanoflagellata, Craspedida, Salpingoecidae. Bases 1 to 657 code for a protein of 218 amino acids. The record is from RefSeq and is a predicted model, not a curated record. The transcript has 2 exons.